Eimeria mitis is the source of this 1866-nucleotide messenger RNA. Its product is annotated as kelch motif domain-containing protein, putative. Lineage: Eukaryota; Apicomplexa; Conoidasida; Eucoccidiorida; Eimeriidae. Gene Ontology annotation, cellular component: cytoplasm. The coding region runs from base 1 to 1866 and encodes 621 amino acids. The transcript is spliced from 2 exons. The record is from RefSeq and is a predicted model, not a curated record.
AUGGGGGGAGUCGCAGCAACCCGCUCUAGGCGGGGAGCAGCAGCAGCAGCGGCAGGCGCCGCAGCUGCCGUGCUGUUCCUAUUUGGCGGUGGCAGCAUCAGCAGCAGCAGCAGCAGCAGCAACAGCAGCAGCAGCAUAUUGUUCUGCGCAGCAGCUACAGACUCUACAGAUACUUCUUAUGCUGGUUCCUCUUCAGGCUUUCCCCCUCAAUCGGGUCUAUCUGAUCAGCUAUCUCAGCUUGUUUCUUCUGUCGCUCCUUUUGUAUCUCAGCUGCUUUCUGGUUCUGGUGGUGAUGGGGGUGAUGGGGGUACCGAUACAGCAGGCGGCGCGGGGGCCCUGGGUGCUUUGUAUGAGAUGGGUAGAAAGGCUGCGGGGGCCCUAUCAACGUCUCUCGCCUCUGACGAUGCAAGAGAAGGAAUGUGGGUGCCGCUGCACGAGCAGAUAGGGGUAGCCCGGGACAUGCUGGGGCUGCCGGGUGACGAUGCUCAGGGGGUGCGCAGCGCCGCGCGGCUGCUGCUGGCGGCGCAGCUACCUAUUGCUCGCUUUGCUGCAGAGAGAGAAGCAUGCACUGAUGAGGAAGCAGAUAGCCGGGCUCUUAAGAUUGUUACUGAAUACCCCACAACAAAAAAGAUGUUGCAGGACUACAUGGAGCAGAAGCCGGAUAGAAACAUCCGCGCUGCUCCUGCUGACCUGCUGCGGCUGCACGGGGCGAUGAAGGAGCACCUGCGUGCGUUUCGUGCUGCAGCAGCAAACAACAUAUUGCCUGUAUCUAUACUGGGGGCCCUCGAUUCUCUGAGUGCCGAAGCAGCAGCAAAAGCAACAGGAUACAUAGCUACGGUGUCUAGGUAUCUUAUGUUUAGAGAUAGAUUCAAUAAAAACAAAAGAGGGUUAUCUUUCUUUGCUCGGCAUGUGCUGCCGCGGCUGCUGCAGCUGUUUGCGCUGCAGCUCGAUGCAUGCAGACAUCUUUGGCGUUUUCUUUCUUUUGUUUCUCCCCAUGAAACCAGUAUCUCUCCUGUAUCUUUUAAGCCCCCAUUACCCCCUGCAGGUGCAGCAGCAGCAGCAGCAGCAGCAGCAGCAGCAGCAAAUGCAGCAGCAUCAGCAACAGCAGCAGCAGCAGCAGCAGCAUCAGGAGCAGCAGGAUCAUCAGGCCCCUCUCCAUACUCUUCUUCUCUCCCUACCCCACUAACUAUACACGAUGCAGAGACGGGGGGCCCCCUGGGGGGCCCCCUAAGAACCAUAGCACAGAACCUAGGCUUCGCGGUGCCGGCUGUACCGCAUGCAGCAGCACGGGGCUUCGGCCGCAGGCUGCUGGCGCGUGUACAAAUACAUAUAGGGGCUCUGCAUGCACUGGCUCAGGGUUGUCUUGCUGCUACAGCUUUAUCCUUUCAGAGAGAAUACGCAGAAGCAGAAGACAAGGUGGAGCUGGGGGAGGCCCCUGCUGCUGCUUUUUUAUCUCUUAAGGACCAGAGCGAGCGUAUACUGUCGCAGCAGCAAACAGAAGAAAAAGAAACAGAAAAAAAUAAUACACACGAAAAAAAAAAAAAUACACAUAGACUCAGAGCACUCAAUAGAAAAACGCAUGCAGCACCGGGUGUAUCGGCAACUGCUGCUGCUGCUGCUGAUGCUGCUGCUGCUGCUGCACCAGCUGCUGCUGCUGCUGCUGCUGCAGCGGGAACAAAUGAUGCUGCUGCUGGCAGCACACAGACAAACGCUGCACCAACUGCUGAUGAAUCAUCUGAGGCAUCAACCACAGCAGCAGCAGGAGCAGCAGCAAGAGCAGCAGCAAAAGCAGCAGCAGGAGCAGCAGCAGGAGCAGCAGCAAAAGCAGCAGCACCGCCAGAGACAGAAGAGACUGACAAACGAUAG